GUACGAGAUCUUUACUGCCCUGAAUACUCGUGGCCAACGGGAAGAGAAGGUCCAGGAAUCUGUGUUCACAGAUACCUCCUGACAGGAAAACAAGCGAGAAACUAUCCUGUGUUUGUACAGGAAAGGACAAAAUCAUGCAAAAGUCCUGCAAUGAAAAAGAAGGAAAGCCCAAGUGCAGUGAGCCAAAGAGGGAGGAUGAACACCCCUAUGGAGCGUUUGAAGGCCAGCGACUGGAAGGGAAUUUCAGACAGAGGCUGCUUCAGUCUCUUGAAGAAUUUAAAGAAGACAUAGACUAUAGGCAUUUUAAAGGUGAAGAAAUGACAGGAGAGGAAGAAGAGAUGGAAAGGUGUUUGGAAGAAAUAAGAAGUCUGAGAAAAAAAUUUAGGGCUCUGCAUUCUAACCGUACCUCUUCUCGGGACCAUCCCUUUUAAUGCAGUGGCCUCAGAAAUUAUUUUCUGUUAUUAAUAGUCCCAUUGCUUUCUGUUUUCACUUGGUUUUAUAAAUAUUUAAUACUUCAGUUUUGGUUACAGCCAUAAAACCUCAUGUAUAAACCUCAUACUGUCCACAUCCCACUUUUCAAUUUCACCCCACCAACUUAAUAAGAAGUUUUGUCCGUGUAUAUGAAAGGACAAUCAUCUGGUAGUUUAUUGUAAACCCAAAACUGAAGCUGAAGACCAUUGUGCAUGCCUUAUGUGUUCACUUAUGAAUGAUACCAUACCAAAGAGGUUAAUCUAUGUGAUCUGGAUUCUCUUUCUUUCCACAAAAUGAAUAUAUUCAUAUCUGUAUUUGUUUUAUUAAUUUUGUAUCACAAAAUGGAAAACAAUUAGACUUACAUGAAAGAGGCUUAUAAAUCACUUUUGGAAAGCAGUGAAACAGUAAACUUUUAAUAACAGAAGUAUAAGAAAGGCAUGUCAACUGCAAAUUGCCUUUGGAUUUCUUAGCCAGAGGAAUAAACUGAGCAUUAUAAAAU
Grammomys surdaster is the source of this 970-nucleotide messenger RNA. RefSeq names its product transcription elongation factor A like 7 (gene Tceal7). Lineage: Eukaryota; Metazoa; Chordata; Mammalia; Rodentia; Muridae. The record is from RefSeq and is a predicted model, not a curated record. The transcript is spliced from 3 exons. The coding region runs from base 135 to 431 and encodes 98 amino acids.